AUGAGCGAGUUCGAAGAAUCUGGCAUCGGAGAAGAGUGCGGAGUUUUCGGCUGUGUUGCAGCAGGAGAAUGGCCAACACAACUAGAAGUUGCCCAAGUGUUAACUUUGGGACUUGUCGCACUACAACAUAGGGGUCAGGAAAGUGCUGGAAUCGUCACAAGUAAUGGAGUCAACCCACCAACGUACAACACCCUCAAGGGGAUGGGGUUAGUGAACAAUGCCUUUCCACCUGAGGACCUUCUGAAGCUGCGCUAUGGUAACCUGGGCAUCGGGCACACACGCUACUCCACCACGGGCAUCUCUGAGCUGCAGAACUGCCAGCCCUUUGUAGUGGACACACUGCACGGCAAGAUAGCUGUGGCACACAACGGGGAGCUGGUCAAUGCAGCCGCACUGCGUAAAAAGGUGAUGCGUCACGGCGUGGGUCUCUCCACCAGCUCAGACAGUGAGCUCAUCACCCAGCUGCUGGCUCUGACUCCGCCCAUGGAGGAGCUUGAUGCCCCUGACUGGGUGGCCAGGAUAAAGAACCUGAUGCAUGAGACCCCUACAUCCUACUCACUGCUGGUGAUGUACACAGAUGUGAUCUAUGCUAUCCGUGACCCGUACGGAAACAGACCGCUCAGCAUCGGACGCCUCGUCCCCAUUUCUAAACUCCACACUGCAGGUGCUGGCGAGGGAGACACAGAGGGUUGGGUGGUGUCAUCAGAGUCCUGCAGCUUCCAGUCAAUCGGUGCCAAGUACCACAGAGAGGUGAUGCCUGGAGAGAUAGUCCAGAUCUCCAAACACGGUGUGAAGACCCUAAGCAUCGUCCCUCGCCCCGAGGGAGACCUCCCUGCCUUUUGCAUCUUUGAAUAUGUUUACUUUGCCAGACCAGACUCCAUAUUUGAAGGUCAGAUGGUGUACACAGUCAGGCAGCGCUGUGGACGGCAGCUAGCCAUUGAGGCCCCUACAGAGGCAGACGUGGUCAGCACUGUGCCUGAGUCUGCUACUCCUGCUGCACUGGGAUACGCGGAGCAGUCGGGACUGCCAUACGUAGAGGUUCUGUGUAAGAAUCGCUACGUUGGGAGGACAUUUAUUCAACCAAACACACGCCUCAGGCAGUUGGGGGUGGCCAAGAAGUUUGGUGCGCUGACAGACAACUUUGCAGGCAAGCGGGUGGUGCUUGUUGAUGAUUCCAUCGUCAGGGGCAACACCAUCGCCCCCAUAAUCAAGUUGUUGAAGGAAGCAGGAGCCACAGAGGUCCACAUCCGCGUUGCCUCCCCACCCAUCAGGUUCCCCUGCUACAUGGGCAUCAACAUCCCCACAAAAGAGGAGCUCAUUGCUAACAGGCCAGAGUUUAAGGACAUUGCUGGCUACAUUGGUGCCACCAGCGUGCAGUAUCUGUCAGUGGAGGGCCUGGUGUCGGCGGUGCAGGGGGGAAUCCCCUCCCUCCAGAAGGAUGAGCGGAUCAGCACCAACACCAAGGCCAGCAGGAGGGUGGGCCACUGCACUGCCUGCCUCACAGGCAAAUACCCUGUGGAACUGGAGUGGUGACCUCUGACCCCAACCUCAAACCACAACCACUAUCUUGACCACACUACUGCUGUUAUUGUACUUAACCUAAUGUCUAAAGUGUGAACCUUAACCAUACUCUAACCAAGGAAGUGCCUCUUGGUGCCUACUUGGUCACAGUAUGGGUGCCUAGGGCACGGCCUCACCUUGACAAGUAAACACAGAAUUGCUGUAGCUACUACAUUUUUCCUGAAAGCUGUUACGGUUUGAGUGGUGCCUGGCCUGCUUUGGUCUGAAACCGUUGGGCCUUGAUGCUUCCACUCUGGCAACACAAUAACCUUAUGCACGUCAAUGUAUUACAUUUCAACCCAGCCUUUUCAUUCCACAUAAUAUUCCAUUGUUAUUAAAAACUAGCAUUCUGACUCCUUUCUCUCAUUGGAGAGAUUAGUUACAAGUGGCCGUAUCAGCUGUAAGACGCACAACUUCAAACCAAAAACGUUAUGUGAAAACAACUUGCUUCCAUUUAAUUUAGCCUUAAACCUCUACUAAAUUGACCUGCAAAUGUAUUUUGCUUAUUUCCUGUAUACAAAGUGGUUGAAUCCUGUUUCCCUACUUUCAGACUAAUCACUGUCCCUCCUGUAAAGUGCAUACUACACUGAACAAAUAUAAAUGCAACAAUUUCAAGUAUUUUACUGAGUUAGAGUUCAUAAGGAAAUCUUCAAUUGGAAUAAAAUCAUUAGGCCCUAAUCUAUGGAUUUCACAUGACUGGGAAUACAGAUAUGCAUCUGUUAGUCACAGAUACCUAUCCUUUUGCAUAGAGUUGAUCAGGCUGUUGAUUGAGGCCUGGCGAAUGUUGUCCCACUCAUCAAUGACUGUGUAAAGUUGAUGGGUAUUGAGAGGAACACGCCGUCGUACACAUCGACCCAGAGCAUCCAAAACAUGCUCAAUGGAUGACUUGUCUGGUGAGUAUGCAGGCCAUGGAAUAAUGUAUAGGCCAUUUUCAGCUUCCAGGAAUUUUGUACAGAUCCUUGCGACAUGGGACUGUGCAUUAUCAUGCUGAAACGAGUUGUUGGCAGCGGAUGAAUGGCACCAACGGGCCUCAGGAUCUCAUUCAAAUUGCCAUCGAUAAAAUGCAAUCAUGUUCGUUUUCCGUAGCUUAUGCCUACCCAUACCAUAACCGCGACCAUGGGGCACUUUGUUCACAACGUUGACAUCCGCAAACCGUUCGCCCACACACCAUACACUGCCAUCGGCCGGGUACAAUUGAAACCAGGAUUCAUCUGUGAAGAGCACACUUCUCCAGCAUACCAGUGGCCAGUUACGAUGCCGAACUGCACUCACGUCAAGACCCUGGUGAGGACGCGCUUGCAGAUGAGCUUCCCUGAAAUGGUUUCUGACAGUUUGUGAGGACGUUUUUCAGUUGUGCAAACCCAGUUACAUCAGCUGUCCUGGUGGCUCAUUUCCGACCAUCCUGCUGGUGAAAAAGCCGGAUGUGGAGGUCUUGGGCUGGCAUGGUUACACGUGGUCUGCAGUUGGAUGUACUGCCAAAAUCUCUAAACUGCUGGAGGCAGCUUACGGUAGAGAAAUAACAUUCAAUUUCUGGGAUCUUUUAUUUCACCUCAUAAAACAUGGGAACAACACUUUACAUGUUGCAUUUAUAUUUUUGUUCCAUGUAGAUUGAAAGACUGAACAUUUAAUUUGUUAAUUGUGCUUUCAUUUUCCCCAUCGUGAUAAAACAAUUCAUGAAUAUGUAAGAAAACAAAAGCAAUUAAUAUAAAAUACUUUUGAAAA
Molecule: messenger RNA, 3282 nt
Organism: Oncorhynchus nerka (sockeye salmon)
Lineage: Eukaryota; Metazoa; Chordata; Actinopteri; Salmoniformes; Salmonidae
Product: amidophosphoribosyltransferase-like
Exons: 11
Coding region: 1-1533 (510 amino acids)
Biological process (GO): purine nucleobase biosynthetic process; purine nucleotide biosynthetic process
Molecular function (GO): amidophosphoribosyltransferase activity
Source: RefSeq, a predicted model, not a curated record